Molecule: messenger RNA, 1542 nt
Organism: Staurois parvus
Lineage: Eukaryota; Metazoa; Chordata; Amphibia; Anura; Ranidae
Source: the annotation of a GenBank genome assembly
CAGGGGGGAAGCGGCCAGUCUGUGACGGAGUAUGUCGUCCGCGUUCCCAGGAACCCCAGUAAGAGGUACAAUGUCAUGGCCUUCAAUGCUGCAGAUAAAGUGGACUUCUCUACAUGGAACCAGGCUCGCAUGGAGCGUGACCUGAGCGCUAAGAAAAUGUACCAGGAGGAGGAAUUGCCUGAAUCUGGAGCUGGGAGUGAGUUUAAUCGCAAGCUGAGGGAGGAAGCCAGACGCAAGAAGUAUGGCAUCAUUCUCAAAGAGUUCAAGGUGGAGGACCAGCCCUGGGUACUGAGGGUUAACGGCAAGGCCGGACGCAAGUUUAAAGGAAUUAAAAAAGGUGGAGUAACAGAGAACGCCUCCUACUUCAUCUUCACCCAGUGUCCAGAUGGAGCAUUUGAAGCUUUCCCUGUCUCCAACUGGUACAACUUUACUCCACUGGCCAAGCACCGGACACUGACUGCAGAAGAGGCCGAACAGGAAUGGGAAAGGCGAAACAAAAUCCUGAACCACUUCAGCAUUAUGCAGCAGCGCCGCCUGAAGGACCAGGGUGGAGAGGAUGAUGAUGAUGAGAAGAGCAAGAAAAAGAAAAAGAGUGACCUGAAAAUCCACGAUCUGGAGGAUGAACUAGAGAUGAGCACCAGUGAAAGUGAGGGCAGCGGAGAUGAAGGUGAGGGACCAGAGGAUGAAGGUCGGCGGAAGACACAGAAGCAAACUGCCCGAACUAAGAAAAAGAAGAAGCAGGUUGACGAUGAAGCCAUAGAAGACAGUGAUGAUGGUGACUUUGAAGGACAAGAAGUAGACUAUAUGUCUGAUGAGAGCAGCAGCUCAGAUGAGGAACUUCUUGGCAAACCCAAAGUCACCAAAGAGGAUCAGGACGUUCCUAAAGGGAUUGAUGAGGCGAGUGAGAGCAGCGAGGAGAGCGAAGAGGAGAAGGUGGAGGAGGAAGAGGAUGAAGAGAAGAAAGGUUCCACGCCUCAGGAGCGGAAGAGGAAAAGAGACAGCAGCGAGGAAUCCGAGUCAACAGAUGACAGCGAUAUUGACAAAGAGGCUUCCUCAGCUCUUUUCAUGCAGAAAAAGAAAACUCCCCCGAAGAAAGAUAAAAAGGGGGGCUCCAACAGCAGCUCCCGCGGUAACAGUCGACCUGGUACACCGUCUCCUGAUUCCGCCAACACUUCCAACACUCUCAAAGCUGCGGCCAGCAAACUGGAACAAGGUAAACGUGGCGCUCUCCCUCAUACGCCGGCUGCAAAGCGCCUAAAAAUGGAGUCUGGGCCUCAGAGCACAUCUGGAAAAUCGACCCCACAGCCGCAGUCAGGAAAGUCCACGCCAAGCAGUGGGGACGUUCAGCUUACCGAAGAGGCUGUUCGGAGGUACUUGACCCGCAAACCGAUGACUACAAAAGACUUGCUAAAGAAGUUCCAGACCAAGAAGACAGGACUGAGCAGUGAACAGACAGUGAACGUGUUGGCCCAGAUUCUGAAGAGACUGAACCCUGACCGUAAAACCAUACAUGAGAAAAUGCACUUCUACCUGAAGGAAUGA